Vicia villosa (hairy vetch) is the source of this 1870-nucleotide messenger RNA. RefSeq names its product pyruvate kinase, cytosolic isozyme. The record is from RefSeq and is a predicted model, not a curated record. Lineage: Eukaryota; Viridiplantae; Streptophyta; Magnoliopsida; Fabales; Fabaceae. Gene Ontology annotation, cellular component: cytoplasm. The coding region runs from base 117 to 1649 and encodes 510 amino acids. The transcript is spliced from 3 exons. Gene Ontology annotation, molecular function: potassium ion binding; magnesium ion binding; pyruvate kinase activity. Gene Ontology annotation, biological process: glycolytic process.
CUAUUUAUUCUCUUUAUCAGUUGUCUUCUCUCUUUUAUUUGUGUUAGCAUAUUCAAGUAGAACAGAAAAGAAAAGAAAGCAUAUUCAAGUAGAACAGAAAAGAAAAAAAAUUAGAAAUGUCGAACAUAGACAUUGAAGGGAUCAUGAACGAAGUACCCAAUGAUUCCCGUCUUCCUAAGACCAAAAUCGUAUGUACUUUGGGUCCUGCUUCCAGAUCUGUUGAAAUGAUCCAGAAGCUUCUUAAAGCUGGCAUGAAUGUUGCUCGUUUCAAUUUCUCACAUGGAACUCAUGAAUAUCAUCAAGAAACCCUCAACAAUCUCAAGUCUGCUAUGCAAUCCACCGGUAUUCUCUGCGCCGUCAUGCUCGACACCAAGGGGCCUGAGAUUCGGACUGGCUUUCUGGUAGAUGGAAAACCUAUUCAGCUAAAAGAAGGACAAGAAAUCACCAUAACUACUGAUUAUGAUAUUAAGGGAGAUCCGGAGACGAUAUCAAUGAGUUACAAGAAACUGCCUGUCCAUUUGAAGCCUGGAAAUACCAUACUAUGCUCUGAUGGAACUAUCACUCUCACUGUUUUGUCUUGUGAUCAAGAAGCUGGUACUGUUAGAUGUCGCUGUGAGAACACUGCAAUGCUGGGUGAGAGGAAAAAUGUUAAUCUUCCUGGUGUUGUGGUGGAUCUUCCCACUCUUACUGAUAAGGAUAAGGAAGAUAUUCUUGAAUGGGGCGUGCCUAACCAUAUUGAUAUGAUUGCUCUUUCAUUUGUUCGGAAAGGAUCAGAUCUUGUUAAUGUUCGCAGAGUUUUGGGGCCUCAUGCUAAGCAUAUUAAGUUGAUGUCAAAGGUUGAGAAUCAGGAGGGUGUCAUGAACUUUGACGAAAUCCUGCGUGAAACUGAUGCAUUCAUGGUGGCGCGUGGUGACCUUGGAAUGGAGAUCCCAGUUGAGAAGAUAUUUCUGGCACAGAAAAUGAUGAUAUAUAAGUGUAAUCUUGCUGGCAAGCCUGUGGUAACUGCCACCCAGAUGCUUGAAUCCAUGAUCAAGUCUCCUCGGCCAACCCGAGCUGAAGCAACAGAUGUAGCCAAUGCAGUUCUUGAUGGAACGGAUUGUGUCAUGCUUAGUGGUGAAAGUGCUGCUGGAUCUUACCCUGAACUUGCUGUGAAAAUCAUGGCCCGCAUUUGUAUUGAGGCGGAAUCAUCCCUAGACUAUGGUACUAUCUUCAAAGAGAUGAUAAGGUCUACUCCAUUGCCAAUGAGUCCAUUGGAAAGUCUUGCAUCAUCAGCUGUACGAACAGCCAAUAAGGCGAGAGCAAAACUCAUUGUCGUGCUGACACGAGGUGGGAGCACAGCCAAGUUAGUUGCUAAGUAUAGGCCAGCAGUUCCAAUCCUGUCUGUGGUAGUUCCAGUUUUGACAACGGACUCAUUUGAUUGGUCCUGCAGUGAUGAGUCACCAGCAAGGCACAGCUUGAUAUACAGAGGGCUGAUUCCUAUAUUGGCAGAAGGAUCUGCCAGAGCUACUGAUGCAGAAUCUACAGAUGCUAUUCUGGAAGCCUCCCUUAAGUCAGCAACACAAAAGGGGCUUUGUAAACCUGGUGAUGCAGUUGUUGCUCUUCAUCGUAUUGGAGCUGCUUCUGUCAUAAAGAUCUGCAUUGUGAAGUGAUCUGCAACACAAUGUGUUUUUUGCCUGCCUUAGAUGCAGGAAGGGCUAUGUUAUGUUCCAGCUUUUGUGCUCUAAUUAAAUUAAACUCUGUGCUGUUUGUCUGUAGUAUAACAGAGGAUUUAGCUAUUAGCAGGUUUUGGUAUUUUCUAUAAUAUUGCUGAGUAUUUCCGAAUGAGAUUCUCAUGAAAAUAAUAUGCAUUUUUGCAUUUAAAACAUUAUAA